UUAUCAAUUGUUAUUUUUUCAUAGUUUGUAUUUUUUAUUAUCAUUUUUUUGAAGUGAAGACAGGGCCUAAGAUGGAGCUCACCGAUUCAGUAGUAGCCUAUUCAUUCUUGCUUAAAGAGACCGAGGUCAUAUUUAUCAGGGAAUAUUGUUGAGAUUAGAGGUUUGCAUGUUGGCAUGCCAAAUGAUUUCAGAAUCAUUGACGAUCAUAAUAUAAAUUCAUGUUGAUUAUACUAUAAUUUAUUAGUACGUCACGUCUGAAAAUAUCGAUACGAAAAAAGUGCCAAAAAUAUGUAUACUUACACGACUUUAUUGCCCAUAUAGUAAGAUAGUGUAUACAUAUUUUCAGACGUGACUGCACGACUGUAUGAAUAAAAUAAACUGAACUAAGUAACAUAAAGCAUAAAUACUAUCCCUAAGGACAAACGGCCAUCUAAAAACAGCCGGAUAACAAAAUCGAUAAGCGCGCUCAUGCUCAGUACCGGGAUGCUGCGCUCACCAAAACAAAUGUUUUAGCGCCUCCAACACAACCUUAACAAAAUUAAUAUUUAAAAUAGCUAAUACACAUGUCGCGGCACAAUGUUCUCAGUGAAACGUAUAAGAGCGAGAAUCAAAACGAAAACGACGCACUACUUAAGAUGCGGGGCGAAAACGGCUACGUUUCUCUUCUGGGCUUCGCUGUACAUGGUUGUCAUGAGGAUGACUAUCUUCAAGGGGAGCUCGGAGCCGCCUGUGAAGGAAUGGGCUAUUCCUGACAACUACACGAAGUGGCUGUUACAGGGCCCAGUUUUAGGCGAGGACGAAACCGACUCGGAGACCAUAGACUGGUCCGAGCCAGACAACACCACCAUAACCGAGCUGGAGAAGCGAUCAGCGCGCGCGCAGACCGUGUGUAAACAGAGACAUAUACAACAGACCGUCAACAGUAGGGAGUUCUUUGUGGAUCAUGCGCAUAAUCUGGUGUGGUGCAACAUAUUUAAAGCGGCCAGCUCGAGUUGGCUGUACAAGUUUAAUAUUUUAGGCGGCUACGACAAGAAGUUUCUAGCGCGAAGCCGACACACACCACUCACAUUAGCCCGUCGAAAAUUCCCACGACCAAGCAUAGAAGAACUCAAAGACGCCAUCAACACUCCAGGAGUAAUCUCCAUGCUCAUAGUCCGAGAGCCCUUCGUGCGUCUACUCUCGGCCUAUAGAGACAAGCUAGAGAAUGUAACACCGCCGUAUUAUAGGAAGCUGGCGAGGGCUAUAGUGGCUGAGCAUAGAGAGAGCGCGGCGAAAGUUUUAGGACCAAUAAAAAGCUUGGGACCGACGUUUUAUGAGUUCGUCGCGUAUUUAAUACAGAAACAUAAGGAUCUCGACCAGAGAUUCCCUUUCGAUGAACAUUGGGCUCCGUAUUAUCACUUCUGCUCUCCGUGCGCUGUCAAUUUCACAGUAAUUGCAAAAGUAGAAACCCUUUCUAGGGAUUCAGGGUAUGUCAUAUACGAGUUAGGGUUGGCGCAUGUUUUAGGAAGACGGGUUAGGGACCGCAGAACGAGACUAAGGACUGUUAUGAACAAAUCCAGAGAUGGAAAGAAUACGACAGCCCUGUUGAAAUACUAUUUUAGUCAGUUGGAUGAAAGUAUGCUGAAUGACUUGCUGAGAAUAUAUGGUAUAGAUUUUGAGAUGUUUGGAUAUGAUCCUAAAAUUUAUAGAAGUUAUGUGAGGAAAUAAAGUUUAUGGCAUGUGUUGA
Cydia pomonella (codling moth) is the source of this 1726-nucleotide messenger RNA. Its product is annotated as carbohydrate sulfotransferase 11. The record is from RefSeq and is a predicted model, not a curated record. Gene Ontology annotation, molecular function: sulfotransferase activity. Gene Ontology annotation, biological process: carbohydrate biosynthetic process. Bases 577 to 1707 code for a protein of 376 amino acids. The transcript is spliced from 4 exons. NCBI's taxonomy places the organism in Eukaryota, Metazoa, Arthropoda, Insecta, Lepidoptera, Tortricidae. Gene Ontology annotation, cellular component: membrane.